GUAAUCAUUUCCGGCUGAUGUUUCAAGGCAUCAAAACAAGACAUGACAUUUGGUGUGUGCCUCAGUUUUGCGUCACAAAAUUGAAAAUAGUGACUGGCAUAUGCUGUGUCACUUAAUAUAUGUGAUAAAAAAUGAAUUAUUCUAAGUAUUUUAAUGUUUUUGUGAUUUUUGGAUUGAUAGUUUCCAUAGAUUCAGUAAAAAAUAAAAGCAAGAAAAAUAUUGGUUCGUCUGCAACAAGUUCAACAAGUCAAAGCCCUGGCUGUUUUUGUAAGUUGUUUGGGGAGGUGGAUGACUGCACAUGCAAGAUAGAUUCCCUGGAGUCCUUGAACAACUUGCAGGUCUAUCCCAGACUGGACAGCCUCCUGGCUCGAAACUUCUUCAGAUAUGUGAAGGUGAAUUUGAUGAAGGAAUGCCCGUUCUGGGCAGAUGACAGUAAAUGUGCCAUGAAGAACUGUGCAGUGAAAACAUGUACUGCAGAACAACUACCAUAUGGAUUGAAAAAUGCAGAUGGAGAAUGUAAUAAGUAUGCAAAGGAGGCGCAGCCGGAGUCUCCCAGGACAGCGCCCCCUGGUGAGAAGGAUGAGGACUGCUCUGAGCCACGAGGGGACCUGGGAUAUCUCAACACAACCAUCAGCAAGGAAAGUGAAGAAGCAUUCAAAGACUGGACCAAGUACGACGAUGCACAGGAGACAUUCUGUGAGCUAGACGACGACACAUCCCCCAACAUGCAGUACGUGGACCUUCUUCUGAACCCUGAGCGGUACACAGGCUACAAGGGCGAGUCCCCACACCGUAUCUGGAACAGCAUCUACAAGGAAAACUGCUUCAAACCAGCUGAGCAGAGUGGCUACAACUCCCAGUCUUUAACGGAAAAAUCAUUGGAAGAUCUAUGCUUGGAAAAGCGAGUCUUCUACAGAAUGAUCUCUGGUCUUCAUGCAAGCAUUAACAUCCACCUGUCUCACCAAUAUCUGUUCCCAGCUUCAACCUGCUAUGGUAUUGAAACAUGGGGACCAAAUAAUGAUGAGUUUCAAAGCCGCUUUGAUCACGAGAAGACAGAUGGUCGUGGUCCCCAGUGGCUCAAGAAUCUCUACUUCACAUACCUGGUGGAGUUGAGGGCCUUGGAAAAGGCUGCUCCCUACCUGGAACAGGAGGACUAUUUCACGGGUGAUGAUGAGGAAGAUGUCAGUUUAAAGAAGGGCAUCAAAGACUUGCUGAGAGUGAUCAAAGAAUUCCCGAAUCAUUUUGAUGAGAGCAGGUUGUUCAGAGGAAAUAAGAAAGAAGCAAAAGCUUUAAAGCAAGAGUUCCGUGAACAUUUCCGCAACAUCUCACGGAUCAUGGACUGUGUAGGCUGUGAUAAGUGUAAACUAUGGGGAAAGAUCCAGGUGCAAGGGAUGGGUACAGCCCUUAAGAUCCUGUUCUCUGGAGACGGUAUGGGGCCACAGUCCACAGUGUCAGCAGGUUCCAAGCGCAAGUUUCAGCUCAGACGUACAGAAAUUGUCUCACUUUUCAACGCAUUUGGCAGAUUGUCAUCAAGCAUUCAUGCUGUGGAAGAGUUUAGACGAAGGUUGAGUUGACACUAGCCUGAACUGCUAGGGACUUCACACUUCAGACUCGACACUUAGGACUUGGGACUUCAGGCUCAGAUCUGUGACUUGGCGGGACACGUGCAUCUCAAAACACGAUCUUUUAUCUCACAUUGCAUGAUGAUUUGUGCUGUUGUUAAUCCAUGUAGAUAUAGAUGUGAUCAUUGCUAAUUUACAUGAAUGUGUCUGCGAAUUCCUGAUUCAUUUGUCAUCAAAUGUUGAUAAUUACAAAAAAGCUAAAAUAGUUUUGUCCCAUUUAAGUAGGUGAGGGUAUAUUGCUUGACAAAAAUCUGUUCAUCAGUAUAGCAGUAGACCAAAACUUGUCCAAGUUACAUGUAUGACUAUCAAAUCUUAAGACAAAGUUUCUUAAAAUUUGUUAUUUGAUUUAUUGCAACUAAUAAAGGAUCCUGUUGAAAUGUGGUUUCAAAGUCAACACCCAUUUGAUUACAGAAACAUACACAAAAAUGAGACCUUUUCUAUUGUGUAACCUUAGAUGUUUUUUGUGAUUCUUGCGUUAAAUGUAAACUUAAUAAAUAAAAGUAACAAUGUGGAGUUGAUUUCAUUAAAAAAUUGUAAUUGGUCAAUUACCAUUUAA
This is a messenger RNA of Dreissena polymorpha, 2178 nucleotides long. Its product is annotated as ERO1-like protein beta. The transcript is spliced from 16 exons. The coding region runs from base 132 to 1574 and encodes 480 amino acids. Gene Ontology annotation, molecular function: protein-disulfide reductase activity; thiol oxidase activity; FAD binding. Gene Ontology annotation, biological process: protein folding in endoplasmic reticulum. Gene Ontology annotation, cellular component: endoplasmic reticulum; endoplasmic reticulum membrane. Lineage: Eukaryota; Metazoa; Mollusca; Bivalvia; Myida; Dreissenidae. The record is from RefSeq and is a predicted model, not a curated record.